Mesoplodon densirostris (Blainville's beaked whale) is the source of this 1604-nucleotide messenger RNA. RefSeq names its product nudix hydrolase 17 (gene NUDT17). NCBI's taxonomy places the organism in Eukaryota, Metazoa, Chordata, Mammalia, Artiodactyla, Ziphiidae. Gene Ontology annotation, biological process: NADP+ catabolic process; NAD+ catabolic process. The transcript is spliced from 8 exons. Gene Ontology annotation, cellular component: cytosol. Gene Ontology annotation, molecular function: NADH pyrophosphatase activity. Bases 28 to 1026 code for a protein of 332 amino acids. The record is from RefSeq and is a predicted model, not a curated record.
GGGCCGCAGAGACCCCAGAGCCGCGUUAUGGCGGCGGCGAGGGUGCUUCUCCUGUCCGGACGGCCAGAGUCGGUGAGCUUCGUGCAGAGCGUGUGUGGCCUCCUGGGCGCCGGGCCGGGGCUCGGGCCGUGGCCCACGUACUGCGGCCUCAAGCGGGGACAACUCGUCCUGUCGGACAGGCCGUUCCCAGGCGCCUCCGCCAGGCUUCCGCUCCAGCGACCCCCUUUCUGCCCUUUUUCGGCCCUGGAUCAGCAGCCCAGGGCUCCUGGGGCCGAGCUGCCCACGAAUCGAGGUGUGGAUCUGGCUGUGGCAGUCGUUCUGCAGUCCAGCGAUCAGACUGUCUUGCUGACCCGAAGGACACGCACUCUCAACGUUUCCCCCAACCUCUGGGUACCCCCAGGUGGGCACGUGGAACCUGAUGAAGAGCUGCUGGACGGAGGACUUCGAGAGCUUUGGGAGGAGAGUGGACUACAGCUACCCCAGGGCCAGUUCUUUUGGGUCCCUCUGGGGUUAUGGGAGUCUGCCUACCCUCCUAGGCUGAGCUGGGGUCUCCCCAAAUACCAUCACAUCAUUCUCUAUCUACUUGUCAUCUCCCAGGAGUCACAGCAGCAGCUACAGGCCCGGAUCCAACCAAACCCAAGAGAGGUGAGCGCCCUUAUGUGGCUGGGACCAGAUGUAGCAGCUGCGGUGGCUGCCACAGAGGAUGGGACAGAGACACCCAGACAUCUUCCCCAGGACCUACCGCUUUCUGUCCUCGCAGUGGAACUAGAAGAGAAUGGAGGAGCUCAACCUCUGGUCUUACCCACGUCCACACUGCUGCGGACGACCCCAGCCACGGCAGAUAGCAAAGAGAGGGUCAGCACUGGGACCAAGUUUGCCCUCAGGCUCUGGCUACAGCAUCUGGGCAGUGUGACACCCCUACCAUGUGGAAGUGGAGCUCACUCAGACCCAGGGCCUGCAAGGGAAGAACAGAACGUGGACCAUCCCCCUGCCACAAACCAGGGAUCUGGAAAGCAAAGUGCUUAAUCCCCUCCCCAGCCCACCUCUGUGACACUCACAGAACAUCCACAACCUUUAUUAUGGGUAAGAACUUUGCUACAGCUGUGGGAAUAGAAAGUAAAAUUACAACAUAGACCCUAGGCCCUAGAGGAGCCUGAAAAGGGAGACUGGAGAGAGCACAAGGGUGCUCCCACCUCCCAGGAAAGGUGCAGAAUGAGCCAGACCUAACCACAGGGCCAUGGGCCUUUAGAAGCUCAGGCCCCAGGCUGGUCAGCAUAAGCAUCAUUGUGAACUUACUUAAAUAUAUAAAUAGAGACCCAGGCAAUUGGCCAGGCCCUUCUCCCAAACCCCUGGGGAUCAGGGCUAAGGCCUUAUCUCCUCCUCAGUCACACUGAGAAGCAGGAGGCAGGGAAAGUCAUCUUUGGAGUAUUUUGGUUUUUCUUGUUUACACACAAAAAAUAUACAACCCAAAAUAGAGUUCUCUGUCCAUGUGUCUGCCUAUCUCAGUUACUCCAGCUGUCUGUUUGGCCAAAGAGAACGGAAUGGACAUGAAGAGACAAUGGAUAUGGGGAAGGAACACAGCCGGCUUUGGGGAAUGGGAAGAG